Messenger RNA from Puccinia graminis f. sp. tritici CRL 75-36-700-3, 1533 nucleotides. RefSeq lists its product as uncharacterized. Bases 101 to 1084 code for a protein of 327 amino acids. The record is from RefSeq and is a predicted model, not a curated record. The transcript has 3 exons. Gene Ontology annotation, biological process: nucleobase-containing compound metabolic process. Gene Ontology annotation, cellular component: nucleus; cytoplasm. NCBI's taxonomy places the organism in Eukaryota, Fungi, Basidiomycota, Pucciniomycetes, Pucciniales, Pucciniaceae. Gene Ontology annotation, molecular function: 3'-5' exonuclease activity; nucleic acid binding.
ACUGCCCACCAGCCAGGGUAUUUCAAUCUUUCCUCUUUCCAUCGGGACACUUCUCCUUCUUCUUUCGCAACUAACCACUGAUUAAAUACCAAGAACAACGAUGGCCAGACAUAACCGACGACAGACCAAUACUCAGCCUGCCCAAUCUACCUCAUCAACACCAUUUACCUACCAACCCAUCAGUCAUAAUAAUCAUAACAACAAUAACAAUAACAAUAACAAUAACAAUCAACCUAAACGACCUCGUCCUUCAGCCAAUGAGAGAGUUCUUCAAGAACUUCGAUCCAGAACCGCGUUGCGGCAUUCAAGCAUGGACCCAAACAGUAACAUCCAAGAUGGACAAGAGAUAGAGGUGACGAGAUUUGAAAUACACGACCGAGCCUACCGACCGCAAUCAGUCUACGUGUUUCCAUUUGGCGAGGACUCCUCAGACGAGACGCUUCGGACGAUGAUCGAGAAUGUCUUACAAGAUAGUCUCAUCAUCACGGCCUGUCGACCACCCUUAAGACUAGUCUCAUUUGACAUGGAAUGGGUCACCGACCAUCGCGCACGCAAGCCCAGGCCGACGUCCUUGAUCCAGAUCUGCGGACAGACGAUCACCCUGGUCAUCCAGCUCGUCCACAUCCAACGCCCCAAAUGGUUCCUCCACGUCCUCCCCACUCCCAUAGCCGAGUUCCUCAGGGACCCGUUCAUCGUCAAGUUCGGCGUCGGCAUCUCCGGCGACGCCGAUAAACUCGCCCGCGAUCAAUUCACGGAUCCCACCGGCUCCAAGGUCUAUCUUAACGCCUUCCUCGAACUCAUCGACGUCGCUAAGCUCAUCGAUCCCACCGCCAGAGACGAUAUCCCUACCGAAGCCUUCUCCCUCCAACGCUUCGUCGCUAGAUAUCUCGAACAAUUCCUCCCGAAAACUAAGAGCGUCGUCACUUCUAAUUGGGAAUCUUUUUAUCUUUCCCCUACUCAGUUAAACUACGCAGCAAGUGAUGUGAUUUCAGCGAUGAGAGUGUACUUGAAACUAUACAUGUUACCAGCUCACCAUCCCCGAUUCAUGCCACCGAUCAGAUACGCUGCCGCAAAUACCAUGUAACCGGCCCGCUUUCCUCCUCUCAAGCAACUCCUACACACACACACACACAUUUAUAUAUACAUGCAAACACACAAAACAUCCUCGAUCCUCCAUACUCCCUCUUCCCAAACACCAACCCAAACCAGAGAAUUGGCCCCCAACACUGAAGAUGAUUUUGUCUUUAAAAUAAAAAUGAUUGAUUGAUUGCUAAUACUCACUUAAACUCACUUACAUACACUGGCUUUUUUUUUCUUUCCUUUUUCUUACUUUUUCUUUUUGGGUGGACAGAACGUUAUAAUACAUACAAACAAGUUGAACAUUGUUUUUCAUUCUUACAUUGUCUGUUGUUGAUGAAAGUUUAGUAAUGAUCUGUAUAUCACCUGCCAUACAUACAUCUAUGUGCACACAAAAACACUUCCACAACCAUUUACAAGACCUUCAGCAAUAAGGACAGAACUCAGGAAGACAAA